UAUAUUUUUUAUAUUUUAUAUACCCAACAACAUUACAGACUAACAACAAAACCUAAAAGAAUGACCACCAAAACACAAACCUCAACCUUGUCAUUGAAAACCUUAAGAGGAGUAUUCGAACAGCCCAAAAUGAAUCAUAGACGUGACUUCUUGCGGGAAAAUAAAUUAAAUUUACGGGAAUUGCAAAAGAAUACUACCCACAAAUUAACACAACAAAAACAGGAACACGAGAAGAAGCAAUACAAACAUUUACAAAAAUUCCAUAGAACACAGGAGCAAACGGCUCCGGCCCGACGAUCAGCUUCUCAAAGUAGAAAUGCGGAAUAUAAUGGUAGCAGACAAUCGAGAAUAACAGCAGGAGCAGAUGAAGGAGUUGGUGGUUGUGGUGGUGGUGCCGCAGCGGCAGUAAGAGGGAAACCAAAUUAUUUGGGUUUAAGAAGAGCUUAUAGUCAACAACGCCAAAGUGUAGAUAACUUACAAAUGGGCUCUUCGUGUUGUUGCAAUCAUCAAGCCCCACAAACUCAACAUAGAGAAACUCAAUAUGGGGAACGCAUACCGCGUAGUGCUAGUGCAGUAUCGUUUCUAUCCAAAGCUGAAUCUUGUGAUAAGGAAAUACAAACGGAAGAUAUACACGAUGAAGAUUUCUUAUAUGAAGCUUUAAAGAAAUGCAGCACUUCUGAAGUUCACCAACUACACAAACAAAAAUCGAUCGAUCAAUUACAUGACAGGGAUAACAAUCUGCAUCAUUCCCAUUCUAAUUAUAGUUUACAACAAAACGAACCCGAUUUAAAGUCUAUACAUUCAAGAGAUCGCGCACCUUACGUUUAUCACGAUCAUUAUGAGGACAAUAAAUCUCAGCAUGAUCAAAUGCAGCAAUUCACAUCAAGAUCCCAAAAUUCCCGAAUGUUAAAUGGACACAAUCAUAAAUAUGAACAAGAGCAAGAGAAUGUAAUGGAAAAUGGCGAAGCUGAAGAUUUACAGGAACAUUUCCACAAUUUAAAAAUUAAUGGUCACUUAAGAGGUGAACCUGAACCGCAAUCAAGUGCCAGAAGUCGUCAGACAAUGUGUUCCACCAGCACCAAAAGAAGUCUAGGAUGUCGUGAAGAUGUGCGUUUGCCACGCUAUUUGGAAAAGGAAAAACGUGAGAAGGAGGUAGAACGUGUGCGCGAAUUGAGUAAAGAUCCCAAUUGUCCUUUGGGUCACUAUGCUUUAACUGAAGAAGAACGUUUAAAUGCUCUCAAUAAAGCUAAGCAAAAAAUGGCUUCUCUUAUCAAUGAACUAAAUCACAUGCCCAUGACCACAGAAACUCUACGACUGCGUCAGCGUAAAGUCGAUAUCGAAAAGGAAUUAACACAAAUCGAAUUAGACAUACGUUUAUAUUCCAAACACAAGGUUUAUAUAGCGGAAACACCCAUACAGUAUUAGUUAAAGAAUGAUGGAUAACUUGACAACUUGUUAGUGGACGCACUUGAUAAAGGAAGGUAAACAUUAUUUUAAUUAUUCCAAAAAAAACCCAAUGGUUUCUUAUGCUAUUGUAAAUAUUAUAUAUUUGUAUUUCCCUGGCGUAAUACAAAGAAAAUAUAAAUAAAAA
Molecule: messenger RNA, 1591 nt
Organism: Calliphora vicina (urban bluebottle blowfly)
Lineage: Eukaryota; Metazoa; Arthropoda; Insecta; Diptera; Calliphoridae
Exons: 5
Coding region: 61-1425 (454 amino acids)
Cellular component (GO): cytoplasmic microtubule
Source: RefSeq, a predicted model, not a curated record